Molecule: messenger RNA, 1412 nt
Organism: Pseudogymnoascus verrucosus
Lineage: Eukaryota; Fungi; Ascomycota; Leotiomycetes; Thelebolales; Thelebolaceae
Exons: 8
Coding region: 262-1149 (295 amino acids)
Biological process (GO): ceramide biosynthetic process; ceramide catabolic process
Cellular component (GO): endoplasmic reticulum membrane
Source: RefSeq, a predicted model, not a curated record
AAAGUCAUGGUCCCUUUUUAAAACCCAUCCAUAUAUACUGGAAGUCUGGUGCCGCACACAGGCGCUUGUUUAAUUCCAAUAAUACUUUAUCAACCGCCAAUAAAAUUACGUUUUGCGUCAUUCGACUGGUUAUGGUUCCUGGUUCCAACUAGCCUCUAUUAGGUGUCAGAGACUCGCCACACUUGAAGUAUAAACUUCAGCUAUCAAAGCCACGAGCGGCUGGGAUCAGAGCCAAGCUCGAACUUAUAUAACAUAGAAAUCAUGGCGUCUUUGGGUUGGUCUUAUAGAGAUACGCCGUACAAUCCAUACUGGGGCCCAACAAGCUCCAAGGCAAAUUUCUGCGAGGAGGACUAUAUCGUGACACGAUAUAUCGCAGAGCUCAUCAACACCCUCACAAACCUCACGUAUAUUUUAUACGCCAUUCAUGGGAUCUAUAAGAACUGGGGCCGUAAGGAUGCCUUCCUCAGGAACAUCCCAUAUCUCGGCAUCAUGGGCGUCGGUUUCGGCAGCGCGGUCUUCCACGCCACCAACAUAUAUUACACGCAAUGGGCGGAUGACCUAUCAAUGCUGCUCGCUACGGCGACGGUCAUGCAUCGCGUCUACACGUAUGAUGACACGCCACUGCACGCAGUUCUCAAAGGCCUCGGCCUCGCUGCCUUCCUAACCGUCUUUUCCGUGUGGCACUGCCUGUCCGACGAAAUAGUUGGGCACUCCAUCCUGUUUGGCGUGAUGGUUGUCCUUGUGGGGACAAAGACGCGCUCGAUCAUCAGCCACCGCGUCGAAGACCCAGCUGUGAAGAAGGAGGUGCGCAAGCUCGUUCGAUGGGGCUCAGUGAUUUUUAUCUCCGGAUAUGUCAUUUGGAAUAUCGAUAAUAUCACCUGCUCCUGGCUCACGCAGGCGAAACGAACAAUCGGCAUGCCACUUUCGUUCCUUCUUGAAUUGCAUGGCUGGUGGCAUAUUUUUACCGGCAUUGGAGCGUAUAUCUUCAUCGCCCUCGUCGAGUACCUAACAUCAGAAGAAGCAGGCGAACCUCUUGCGGGUCGUUUCGCCUGGCCUAUCGAUUUGUUCCUGAGGAGACCUCGGUCUACGCCGAAUAUUAUCAGGACUGGUUAUGGAACAUUGAGCGCGGCUCCCGAGAGCAUUGACUAAUGACGCCUAUGGGCCUCCAAAUGCGGGUCAGAUAGACCGGGGAUGAUAUCGCAAAAAGCGAAAUAAUAAAGAAACGGGAAUAGAUUGAAGUGGGAUAAAAUUGUAAUGACGAGGUAUAGAAGAGUGGGGGUAGAUGGUAUGAUACCCGCAGCGCAUACGACUGGAUGAAGAAUGGGUUUUUAGAAUGGAGUUGAAAAAAUGCAAGAAAGAAAUAUAUUUUUUAUGGUGCGUCUCGGGCGGUUAAUAAAUUAAUGGCUUUAUAU